Messenger RNA from Anopheles gambiae (African malaria mosquito), 1901 nucleotides. RefSeq lists its product as uncharacterized. The transcript is spliced from 4 exons. The coding region runs from base 385 to 1527 and encodes 380 amino acids. The record is from RefSeq and is a predicted model, not a curated record. NCBI's taxonomy places the organism in Eukaryota, Metazoa, Arthropoda, Insecta, Diptera, Culicidae.
GAUAUCACUAACUGAAAUUCCAAGAAGCUCUCUUAAGGAUGCUGCGAAACCAAUCGCCUCUCGCUCGCACACACGCUCGCUCGUUCGCUCGCUCUCUCGCUUUCUCGCACGGUGGCGAGGCUCUCUCGCAGUGUGGCCCUCAAACGCGCGUGGAGUCGGCGGCUCGUGUGUGGUUGCUCCAGUAUUAGUGCGUAAGGUUACGCUCAAUCGCACCAUCGAAGUGAAAACUGAAGGAAGCGCACACCCAUCAUAAAUGCGCAAGAGCUUGAAGCGGCCGGUGAUUGUAUAGAAGCGCAGUUAAAAGUUCUCCGGCGGUGCAGUUCCAGUGCUUUGUGGUUAGAAAAUAGCAUUGUGUGGUGAAGGGAUUCAAAAUACAACAACAGGAUGAGCCAAGCAGCUGAAGGGAGUGAUACCGGUAACGGUGUACCAUCGUCACCGAUAGCCAGAAGUGUGGCCGAGUCCAGCGCAACCCCUUGGCGUCCGAUGACGUUUCCGGACUUGCGUGGGUUCCCCGCCGCACAGCAGCUGUACGGUUUGCCGGUUCCGAUCGAUUUGAGCUUCCUACGCUCACCUGUCAGCAGUGAUGAGGGGGCAUCGGGACAGCCGUGGCAGCAGCAGCAGCAGCAUGCCGACUUACCGUCCCAGAACAGGAUGAGCCAAGCAGCUGAAGGGAGUGAUACCGGUAACGGUGUACCAUCGUCACCGAUAGCCAGAAGUGUGGCCGAGUCCAGCGCAACCCCUUGGCGUCCGAUGACGUUUCCGGACUUGCGUGGGUUCCCCGCCGCACAGCAGCUGUACGGUUUGCCGGUUCCGAUCGAUUUGAGCUUCCUACGCUCACCUGUCAGCAGUGAUGAGGGGGCAUCGGGACAGCCGUGGCAGCAGCAGCAGCAGCAUGCCGACUUACCGUCCCAGGUAAUUACACCUCGGGAGGACGAGCUGGUGGAAGCCGAUGUCAGUGGUGCUCCAGUGGCUCCAAUGAGAAUUAAAUCCGCUGGGCUGGUCCCGAGAGCUAGUGGCGCCGUAGCGGUAGUGGAACCGUAUCAACACGAGACCGGGUCUGAUGAUGAAGCAAACGAACAAGACUCGUCGGAAUUGGACGACGUUAUGAUUCCCGCAUGUCCAACUGCUAUUAGCGCACCGAUAUUUUUGCAACCCGAAAAUGAGGAAGCAAAUAUGACAGCAUUCAAUGGUGCUGCAUCGAUUGCUAACCCGUGCUGGCCACCGCUGCAUGAGCAUACGGAACAGCCCGACCAGCAACUAUCCGUCGAUGUUCCAAUCAUAGUUAAACUAAUCGGUAGAGCAGGAUCGUACGGUUCACUGUACGCGAUUUGGUACGCUCAAUUGGGAAGCCACGAUAUCAUGGAGCGUAUCCCGGAUUGCGUCAUAUUUGCCCCAGAGCUGCCACCGGAUCACCAGGGACCCCCACCGAUACUUACAUCGCUUUUGCUGCAACGCAGAAUGUCGACUGGCGAGCUGGUGACGGUUCCGUAUGGCCCGAAGCAGAUGCCUGGCCAUUCGAUUGAAUAGGAUGUGCCCACGAAAACGGUGCAGCUAUCGGUAAACCAAACCUACCCUUGUUUGUACCCUUAUUGGAGAAAGUGGACCAAUUUUGAGGAUUAAUUUUACUUUAAUACAAUGUAUUUUGGUAAAAAAUCAUUUAAACGUUAAACAUUUGUAUGACUACAUUUUGUACUAAUAUUUGAAGUCAAUAAAGAAAACAAUAUUUUUGAAGAGUUCAUACCGCAUAACAAAGACAUGAUAUAUGUUUCCUUUAUUCCUUCGGCAUACUCUCCCUAAAUGGUCGACUGUUUGCAUUAAACCACGUGCCGUCUUCAGUAUUAUACAAGCUUUUAUUCAUUGAACAUUGGAUUCAUUCCUGCGUAUUAAUGUGUAAUGAGUUC